AUGGUUCCAGAGGAGAUAUAUGAGCUUUGUCUGCCAAUCCUCGAAGACGAGUCCACAGAAGAGGAAGCAAAGGUCGAGAAGCUGGAGGAACUCCUACGCCAGAAGCCCUCUUUACUAGGUAGCUCUCUCGAGAACGCGGUCUUGGAUGUUCUGUGGCGUCAUCGCACCUCGACUAAGCCUGACACCUCUCCUCCUUUCCGCCAUACUGUGAUACGCCGUGCCUCCCCAGCUCCCUGGCAAAUCCCGCGUGCAGCCACUCCCCUAUCCCCUUCCUCCAAUUCAGGAACAAGCCCUGCUGCCCCCCCCGGAUUUCCUGUGCCGCGUGGAGGGUUCCCCCGUCCGCCCCGGUCGGUUACCGCAUCCCCCUUUACGUCUCCUCGCCCUUCACCGCGUCUUGCGCUGGCCCAGCCUAUUCCCCACAGUCCAAGUCUCAAUUCCUAUGAGUUUUCGGAUAAUACGUCUCCUCCUGAAAUCUAUGGAGACUACGGAAGUGACAAUGUGGAUUGGCUUGUGAACGACGAUGCCGGGAGUGUGGCCUCGUCAACUGGGUUGAGCGGAGCUGCCCCGGAAUGUGUUGCGCCACCGGAUAUGAGUCCAUAUGAUAUCCUGAGGUCCGUUCUCGGGGAUGGUAGGACAAACGAAGAGAUUGAGCAAGCUCUUGAAGCCAACGGAUACGACUUGGGGGCCACAAUUGCUUCGCUAACGGAACAAGAAAGCGCAAAGGCUUCGACAGCCGGCAAUGGGGCAAGGAUUCUAGUAGGAAAGUCGAUGGCAGCGGACCAUCUUCGCCCUGUCACACCUUCUGGUCAGACACGAAGCCCCGCGGUGUGCAAAUACUGGUUGUCGACCGGACAGUGUCUCAGGGCUGACUGUCGAUUCAGCCACGAUUUAACUAGCCAUGUUUGCAAAUAUUGGUUGUCUGGUAGCUGCCUUGCUGGUGAAGGCUGUCCAUUUUCUCAUGAUCCAUCUGCCUUGGUUGGCGCAUUAACUAUGAACGACCAGAAUGGUGCUAAUAUGGGUGGGCUCGUUGAUAAUUCUCAACAAGCAUACCAGUUACAGGAUAACAAUGAGGCUUUCCCCGCUCUCCAAUCUUCGAAUAUAGAAUCCUGGCUAAGUCCAUAUCAACGCAAGCACGCAGGCCAGUCCCAUGGCACAUCUUCCCCAAAUUUCAGGAACAAGAACAGUGCCUUAGGUCAGGCAUCGCGCCCGCACUCUCGACCAACAAGCCGACAUCAGCAUCGUGAAAUAAAUCCUGCCGCUCCGCCGGUCGAUGAUCCCGAGGCGUUUCCCACCUUGUCCGCCGUCAAGGGUGCCGGAAAGAAACACCAUGGGAAACGCGGACGUGGGAAUCACCGGGACAAUUCUGCACACAAGGAGAACAAUCCUUCAUCCUUGGCUGAUGUUGUCCGCAUGUCUCCCUCUCCAGGCCCCGUUAGUCGCAAAGGUACUCCAAUAUCUAAUCGUACCUCUGCUGCAAGCCACGAAAAUAGUGCCGCAGCCCAAGCAAUCCCUGCCCCUAAACGCAUCCCCUGGCUUGAACCGGGAAAACGUAACAAUCAACAAUAUAUCAAACACCGCUACGAUGCCAUUACUCAUGGUAACGUGCGAAAUAAAUUCUUGCAGAGUGCCGCACAAGCUUGGAACCGAAACGACAUACGUGCAGCCAAAGCCUUGUCCCUCCGCGGACAGGCUGAGAAUGAAGCCAUGCGUCGUUCCCACCGUGAGGCAGCCCGUCAUCUUUACGAUGAGCGGAACAAACAUAUGGGUGGCAAUGAUGACGAGCUGUACGUUGACCUUCACGGCCUGCACCCUGGGGAAGCAAUAGAAUAUCUAGAAAGUGUCCUGGUUGAACAUGCUAAGCUCGGUCGACGAGUCCUCUAUACCAUCACCGGUACCGGCCACCAAAGUAAAAAUGGCAAAGACAAAGUGGGAAAGGCAGUCAAGGCAUGGCUGAGUGAAUGGGGCUAUGUUUUCCGGGAGUUUAGUGUCCCGGGUGAGCGUGGUGGGCAUAUUGGCGGUGUUCUUGGAAUCGACCUGACAAGCUAUGACCGCAGUGUGCUUUCUGCCAAGUCUAAUGGGGAGGGUCCGUCUGGGGAUGGUAAAAGCCCGGCUGGCGAUGAAGGUGCCACGACUGCUGAUAGUUCCGCCCCCCCGGUACUUACUAUGGGUAAGAUUCAGCUGUUAAAGAGAGAUAAUGCUUCUAAGAAAGAAGAAGAGUGA
Molecule: messenger RNA, 2220 nt
Organism: Paracoccidioides brasiliensis Pb18
Exons: 3
Coding region: 1-2220 (739 amino acids)
Biological process (GO): negative regulation of DNA-templated transcription
Cellular component (GO): nucleus
Molecular function (GO): RNA binding; metal ion binding
Source: RefSeq, a predicted model, not a curated record